Dermacentor andersoni is the source of this 1396-nucleotide messenger RNA. RefSeq names its product 26S proteasome regulatory subunit Rpt5 (gene Rpt5). Gene Ontology annotation, molecular function: ATP hydrolysis activity; ATP binding. Lineage: Eukaryota; Metazoa; Arthropoda; Arachnida; Ixodida; Ixodidae. The record is from RefSeq and is a predicted model, not a curated record.
UUUGUGUUUUCGACGAGCACGGGUGACUAAAGAUGGCUGCCCCACCUCCGCUCGACGACAAGGCUCUCUGGCAAGACGAUGAUUCUCUCGGCGAAGAGGUUCUGCGGAUGUCCGCCGACGAGAUCAUCAGCCGGACGAGGCUGCUGGACAACGAGGUUAAGAUCAUGAAGAGCGAGGUGAUGCGCAUCUCGCACGAACUGCAGGCGCAGAAGGAGAAGAUCAAGGAGAACAACGAGAAGAUCAAAGUCAACAAGACGCUCCCUUACCUCGUGUCCAACGUCAUCGAGCUGCUCGACGUCGACCCGCAGGAGCUGGGCGAAGAGGACGGCGCCAAUGUGGACCUCGACUCGCUGCGCAAGGGCAAGUGCGCCGUCAUCAAGACGUCCACGCGGCAGACCUACUUUCUGCCAGUCAUCGGCCUGGUCGACGCCGAGAAGCUGCGCCCGGGAGACUUGGUGGGUGUCAACAAGGACUCGUAUCUCAUCCUCGAGACGCUGCCGCAGGAGUACGACUCGCGCGUCAAGGCCAUGGAGGUGGACGAGCGACCCACUGAGCAGUACAGCGACAUCGGCGGUCUCGACAAACAGAUCCAGGAGCUGGUCGAGGCCGUCGUCCUCCCCAUGACUCACAAGGAGAAGUUCGUCAACCUCGGCAUCAGUCCUCCCAAGGGAGUCCUCUUGUACGGACCUCCCGGAACGGGAAAGACCUUAAUGGCUCGCGCCUGCGCCGCGCAGACCAAGUCCACCUUCCUCAAACUGGCCGGCCCCCAGCUGGUCCAGAUGUUCAUCGGCGACGGAGCCAAGCUUGUCCGGGACGCCUUCGCGCUGGCCAAGGAGAAGGCGCCUGCCAUCAUCUUUAUCGACGAACUGGACGCGAUCGGAACCAAGCGUUUCGACUCUGAGAAAGCGGGAGACAGGGAGGUUCAGCGUACCAUGCUCGAGCUUCUCAACCAGCUCGACGGUUUCAGCUCGAGCGCAGACAUCAAGGUGAUCGCGGCCACCAACCGGGUGGACAUCCUGGACCCGGCUCUGCUGAGGUCCGGUCGGUUGGACAGGAAGAUCGAGUUCCCGCACCCCAACGAAGAGGCCCGGGCGCGCAUCAUGCAGAUUCACUCGCGCAAGAUGAACUUCGACAAGGACGUCAACUUCGAGGAGCUGGCCCGGUGCACGGACGACUUCAACGGCGCCCAGUGCAAGGCGGUCUGCGUCGAAGCGGGCAUGAUCGCUCUCCGGCGGGGCGGUGAAAAGGUGACGCACGAAGACUACAUGGACGCUAUCAUGGAAGUGCAGGCCAAGAAAAAGGCCAACCUCAACUACUACGCUUAAGCGUGGUGGUAGAAGUGUUUGCUUUCUUUCUCAGUUUUUUUUUUCUCAUUAAAGCCUGUUCUUUAAUUCAA